AUGCGCCUAUGCUGGCGCGGGCUGGGUACGGUGGCGCCGGAGGCGAGGCAAAAUACACAUGCUCACAUUAUAACCAUGCUUAGACAUACACAUGCUCACACCCUCGCGCACCCUCACCAUCGGAAGAGGGCCGGUGGCGCCCAGGCUCUGAGCAGCCCCCGCUCCGCCGAGCUUGUGGAGCGGGCGCUGGCGGCUGCGGGGGGGCUGAGGGCGGGGGGGCCCCCCAAGACUGAUACACGCACGGGGGUCAAGAAGGGGGAAGGUGUGUACGGCUACCAGCACAUGGACGCCUGGGAUGUGCUGUGGAGUGUGACGGCCAAGGCGGCUCUCGCGGCGGAUCUGCUCCGAAGCCACCAGAUGCUGGCCAUCAUACCGGGGCUGCUGGCGGUGAGCCGUAAGACAACGCUGAUUCGCAGCUUGCGGGACAUGCUGGGCGAGGCGGCUUGGGACAUAGUGCCCAGGUCGUACAAGCUGCCGGAUGAGCUGGACGAGUGGGGUCAGUGGGUGGCUGCUAACCCUGAUCGAGACAGCUCCCCAGGGUUGUGGAUGCUGAAAAACAACAAGCAGCGCGGCACGGGUCUCCGCCUUGUCCGUACGUCCGAGGCGUUCACCGCCUGCUUCGAAACCAUUUCCCGCCCCGACCUGCCCCCCGGACUCUCCCUCUAUCGCUGGUACCUGGCUCAGCAGUAUGUGGCAAGACCCUUGCUCGUGGGUGAGGUGUUGCGGCAGGUGCGGGCCCCCCCGCACAGCUGUUUCCAGUUCUUCGGACUCGACUUCCUCAUCGAUCAGGACGUCAGGCCCUGGCUACUGGAGGUCAAUGCCACCCCCUCAAUGAAGGUGGAGCACUGCGACCCGCGGGUCGCUGAGCUGAUCUUUCGUCAGAAGUGGGCUGCCGUACGGGAUAUGGUGGGGCUGCUGGGCCUGUGUCCAGCGCGGUUCGAGGAGGGUUCCCCGGUUGGCCCCUCCCUGGACCGCUCCACCCCCGCCUACGCCCUCCAAGAGCUACGCCGCCGGGGGGGCUUCCUGCCCCUCAUGCACCUGCUGCCCCACCCGGACACGUCCACGACGGCGGCGGCGGCGGCGGCGGCGGGGCUCAAGAGGCCGCUGCCGUGGACCCCAGCGGACAGGGCGCUACGGAGGUGUAAGAAUGUAAACAUCAGGUAUAGCCUGCACAAUUAG
Molecule: messenger RNA, 1179 nt
Organism: Volvox carteri f. nagariensis
Lineage: Eukaryota; Viridiplantae; Chlorophyta; Chlorophyceae; Chlamydomonadales; Volvocaceae
Gene: TtlG
Exons: 12
Coding region: 1-1179 (392 amino acids)
Biological process (GO): protein polyglutamylation; microtubule cytoskeleton organization
Cellular component (GO): cilium
Molecular function (GO): tubulin binding; tubulin-glutamic acid ligase activity
Source: RefSeq, a predicted model, not a curated record